Juglans regia (Persian walnut) is the source of this 1668-nucleotide messenger RNA. RefSeq names its product F-box protein At2g32560-like. The transcript is spliced from 5 exons. Bases 56 to 1345 code for a protein of 429 amino acids. Lineage: Eukaryota; Viridiplantae; Streptophyta; Magnoliopsida; Fagales; Juglandaceae. The record is from RefSeq and is a predicted model, not a curated record. Gene Ontology annotation, molecular function: protein binding.
UGUUUUUAUUAUCUCCACGACAGUGAAAAGUGCCUGGACAGAAAAUUAGAGGAAAAUGCAAGUUACUUUUCUCACAUAUAUUAGUACCAGUCACGGUUGCUUCAUUUGCGACUGGUUCCUCUGUCCGACUGUCCCAUUUGAUCCAAUCAUUUGGCAGCUUCAACUCUGUACAAUGUUUUACUUCAUAAUUUCUUGUGUUUCCUUCAUCCUCCUUUCCAAGUCAUUCACUCACAAACCACAAUGUCCAUGGAAGGAAGAGAUGAAGCUGUUGUUAUCAUCAAGUUUUCUUGUGUCCUGGAUCAAGGAAACAAGGCUUAAUGCUACUAGUCUCCUUCACGUACCUGUACUAUUCAUGCCAUUUAAGAAGAUGGGUCUUAGCUCAAAGGUAGAGAAUGUAGAGGAGGAAGAGGACAUUUCUCUUUUGGAUUUGCCUGACUUGGCCUUGGAAUGCAUUCUUGACCGGCUUUUGCCUUCUGGGUUAUGCAGUAUGGCGGCAGUUUGUACCUCUUUGAGGGAUAGGUGCAGAAGUGAUCAUUUCUGGGACAAGCACAUGAAACACAAAUGGGGUAGACUGAUUGAUGAUGCUGCUUAUCGAGAAUGGCAAAGGCAUGUAUCCUCAAGAAAAAGACUAAUCUUCUUGGAUCAAAGCAAGAAAAAAGGGUUUUUUGAGUCGACCGGCCUUCAAGGGGUUUGGACUUUUCCAUGGUUUAGAUCCAAGUUAGAAAGCAGCAGCAGGUCAAGGAGUUCUUUACCGGUUGAUUCGAUCAUGGCUUGGUAUCUCUCCCUUGAAAGUGGCAAGAUUUGGUUUCCGGCUCAGGUCUAUAAUCGUGAGAAUGGUAAUGUUGGCUUUAUGCUGUCAUGUUAUGAUGCCCUACUCAGAUAUGAUUCGCAAACCGACACCUUUCAGGCAAGAUACUCACCUCAUGGGCGGCGCACACAAGAGGAAAAUAUAGAAUGGGAUAGACUAAGAGCACCACCGGUUGAUACUCCUCCACAUGAUCUUCAUGUCUCCGAUUGUUUGAAUGAGUUGAAGCCCGGAGAUCAUAUUGAAAUUCAGUGGAGAAGAAAAAAAGAAUUCCCUCAUGGUUGGUGGUAUGCUGUCAUUAGUCAUUUGGAACAGUGCGACCGCAAUGAGAAUCACUGCUGCUGUCAUCAUAGUGACAUGGUGAUAUUGGAGUUCAACCAGUAUACUCCUGGCUCGAGAUGGAGACGAAUGGUGAUAAACAGGAAGGAACACCAGGAAGAAGGCAAUGGAGUAGAUGGCUUCUAUGGCGGAAUUAGGAAGCUUAACAAGGAGGAGAUUGCAAGGUGGAAGCGCCUUUGGCCAACUCAAAUCUUGGAAUAGAAUCAAGAGGACUUUCCACCCAUAUUUUCAUGACUACAUUGUACAUCAGCUCCUCCUUGCUUUUUCUCUAGAGCUGUGAAUGAAAAGAGCUCAUUGCCAUAGAAUUAGUAUUCAAAGGGGAUGAUUCAUGAAGAUUAGGCUCCAUUAUUUUGGUUCUGCAAAUACAGCGUACCGUGAUAUCAUAAUUUCAAACAAAUUUUGCCAAUAUCCACUCCAGGAAAUUCAUAACAUAUCAGAGGAUGAAAUAUCACUCAAAUUACUCAUAACUUAUGUUUAUAUGUAACUGAAGUGCAUCUACUGGAAAGAGUUGAGAAUUUCGGUGA